AAACCUCACAAUGCCAUUCAGCAGCACACAGCAGAGACAAGGAGAGACACCAGAACCAGCUUUCAUAUUGAAACAGACGACAGACUUUCAACAGACACAAAGAUGAAGAUGCCACAGCUUCUCAUCCUCCUGUUGACCAUUUUGGUGCACGCAGCAGCCGGUUUCCCCACAGACAGAAGAGCUCUGCAGGGCCAGGACAAACGCGUCUCCUGGGAUGACGUGAACGUGGUGGCUCAUGGCCUCCUGCAGCUGGGCCAGGGUCUGAAGGAGCACGUGGACAAGACCAAAGCCCAGAUGAGAGACGUCAACGCCAAACUGAAAGCCUUCAACGGCACGGUGGCCGAACUGGAGAGGAAGCAGCAGGAGCAAGAUGAAGCUCUGAAGGCAAAAAGCAAAGAUGUGGAGGAGAGGGAGAGACUGGCGGCAGAGCUGUCUGAGGAGGUGAAGGUGAAGGUGGAAGAGGUGGAGAAGCAGAGCGAGGACAUCCACUCCAGGAUGGACAGACUGGAGAAGAAGGUGGAUGAGGUGCUAACAGAGCCGAUACUGGACAACAACAACAGUGAUCACACAGGAGUCCCAUUUAUCCAGAGGCUGGUGGCGGCUCAGAACAGACGCAUUGACCAGCUGGUGGAGAAAAUCAAGCAGCAACAAGACAAACUAGAAAAACAGAGUCUGCACCUACAAGCACUGCAGAGCAAGGUUGCACAUAAGAGAGUAAAAUCACACAGACGGAGAGAUGAAGAGACGGCACUGAGGGGAGAGGCAGGGCAGAGCAAAAACACAUCAGGUUGGGCAAGAGACUGUCACGAUCUGUUUGUACAAGGGCAGCGCACCAGCGGCAUCUACACAAUCCAACCAGAGAGCUCCCAGCCCUUCAAAAUCCUCUGUGAAAUGACUUCAGAAGGUGGAUGGACCGUCAUCCAGAAACGUCACGAUGGAUCCCAGAACUUCAAUCAGCUGUGGGAAAGCUAUAAGAGAGGCUUUGGCAGCCUGAAUGGUGAGUUUUGGUUGGGCUUGGAGAACAUCCACUCGCUCUCCAAACAAGGCCAGUACGUCCUGCAGGUGGAGCUCUCUGAUUGGGCGGGACAGCAGCAGCAGCCGGCGGUGGUGGCUCGUUAUCAAUUCCAACUUGACGGAGAAGAGAAGAAGUUCACUCUCCACCUGCAGCAGGAGUCUUCAUCUGGGGUUCAGGAGAAAAUAAUGAAGACUGGAGCUUCUGGUGUUCCUUUUUCCACAGCCGACAGAGACAAUGACCUCGCUGCAGACAUCAACUGUGCUGAACUGCUCUCAGGCGGUUGGUGGUUCAGUAGUUGUGGUAAGUCAAACCUCAACGGCAGAUUUCCCAGAAGGCCGAGCCUGCUCAGACAACAGAAGUCCAGAAGACAAGAGAUGUUUUGGACGUCCACAAAGGGACAAAACACCUCACUGAGGACCACUCUUCUGAAGAUCGCACCCGCCACAAUAAAGCAAUAAGCAGAUCAGUCUCAAAGGACAAACAGCAAAAAAUAUCAUUAACUUAAAUUCAAUUUUAUUUAUAUAGCGCCACUUCAUAAGAGAAGUUCUCACUGCACUUUAGCUAUAGAGCAGGUCUAGACCGUAGACCUGAAUAAUUAAUUACAGAGACCCAACAAAUCCCACCAUGAGCAA
Molecule: messenger RNA, 1647 nt
Organism: Siniperca chuatsi (mandarin fish)
Lineage: Eukaryota; Metazoa; Chordata; Actinopteri; Centrarchiformes; Sinipercidae
Product: angiopoietin-related protein 4-like
Exons: 7
Biological process (GO): triglyceride homeostasis
Molecular function (GO): enzyme inhibitor activity
Source: RefSeq, a predicted model, not a curated record